CUGGCAGCUCAGGUCACCUCACUCCCGCCGCGGCUUUCCUCCCCGACACACAUACACACCGCCGCUCAACACUCCGUCAGGCAACCAUCAGAGGCAGGAUAGUGGAGAUAGUUAGAUACGAACCAUCACCAAGAUCAUCAAAACAAGAGGAAAAAAAAACAUCUGAUACCUCAAACUUAAACACCUUAUUAACCUUUAACUUAAACUCUAUCAAAAAAACUAAUUCCUUUCCAACUAUCCUCAAUACUGUACUAAAACCCACCAACAUAUCUAGUCUUCAGGCAAGAACUUAACCUAUCCCUCUACCCUUCACCACCACCACCACCACUAGAGGGUCAUUUACCCCAUUAAAAGGUUCCUCCUCCUCCUCCUCCAUCCUCCUUCAGCGCCACCAGCAACAGUAACAAGAGGAAUAAGCAUCGUCGUCAGUAGUAGCAGGAGAAUGAGGGCGACAGGAGCACUGGUGUUGGUGAUGGUAUUCUUGGCAGCGAUGGUCGAGACUCAUCCUCCACGAGCCAAGCGAGGCAUCAAACUCUGCUCUGCCAGGGACGUUAAGUUCAUGGCCACUUAUGUGUGCAAUCUUCACCGCCGUUCAGUACGAUCUGUGGACCAACACUCCGACGACAACUACGAGACUACAGGGGUGGAGGCGCUUGGAGGUGGUAACAGCCGAGCCUGGCGUUCUUCCCGCUGUGGCCCUUCAGGUUCAGACUGUGCGCCCCAGUUCGAUUCCCUGCCGUUUCAGCCCUCAGCAGUGGACUUUGGCACCCCUGCUGUCAUCUCCAUGGCUGAUGUUGAGAGAUGGUUGUCACAAAACGGAUACCAUCGCCUGAUUCUCCCAGAGUAUUCGAGUUUUCCCUGGCAAACGAAAAAUGGACCAACCAACAACGGCGCCGCCUCCAACCGCAACAUAGAAAAUGAACUUUACCAGAGUAACUAUGGUACCGGGGUGAUGGGUGACCUCCGGGCUACCAUGAACAAGAGAGAUAAAGAGAUUGAUUUCCCCGUCAUGGUUCCUAGGUCUCUUAGUGACAUCAGGAAGAAUUGCUGCGUAAGGGAAUGUACAGCAGAGGAUUUCUACGGAGCUUGUUCCUAAUUUUUUCCCGCGUUGGAGAAAAUAAAUAAAUAUAAAUAUAUUUAUCAAGACACAAGCACGUCCCAAAUGAUCUUCAGGUUAAUCCCUAAAUACGAAUAUUUUAUUGAUAUAUAUAAAUAAUAUUCACAAGAUUCUAACAUCACCAUUCUCUAUAUUAUUUUAUUAUUUACAAGAUCAACUCAUGACUUCACUAAUUCUGUGAUCUAUUUUUAAGCCAAAAUAAAAUAAAUCAAAUAUAUAUUCGUAUAAUUAUA
Homarus americanus (American lobster) is the source of this 1350-nucleotide messenger RNA. RefSeq lists its product as uncharacterized. The record is from RefSeq and is a predicted model, not a curated record. The coding region runs from base 443 to 1096 and encodes 217 amino acids. Lineage: Eukaryota; Metazoa; Arthropoda; Malacostraca; Decapoda; Nephropidae. The transcript is spliced from 5 exons.